CGUGGCCCGGGGACCCGGAGCCGCCGGACCCGGCGCUGGAGGAGACGCAGAGGGCGCGGCGGCGGCGGGCGGCGCGGAUGGAGCGGCUGCGGCGGGAGCUGGGCGGGGCGCGCGGAGCCCCCGACCGCGCCCUGACCUGGCAGGCGAUGGAGCAGCUGCGGUUCCUGCGGCGGGAGCUGCCCGAGGAGUGGCCCUUGGAGCGCCUGGCCGAGGGCUUUGGUGUCAGCACGGACGUGGUGCGGCGGGUGCUGCGGAGCCGCGGCUGUCCCUCCCCGCGCCGCCGCCUGCGGCAGGACCAGCGGGCGCUGAGCGCCGCCGCCACGGCCACGGCACCGGCACGGGGGGCGGGGGACGGGCGCGAGGUGCGCGCCCCCGACGGGACGCUGCUGUACCGACUGCCGCGAGGCUGGGGCGGGCCGGGGCCCGGCGCGCAAUAAAUGCACUUGGGGCCCGCCUCCGCCUGUGCCGCUUCCGUCGCGCUGGCCGCGGGGAUGGGCUCCGAGGCGGCGGGGACGGGCUCCGAGGCCCUGGGGAUGAGCUCCGAGGCGGCGGGGAUGGGCUCCGAAGCCCUGGGGACGGGCUCCGAGGCGGCGCGGCUGCUGGAGGCCGUGGACUUUGCAGCCAGGAAACACAAGGAGCAGCGGCGGAAGGACCCCGAGGGCACCCCCUACAUCAACCACCCCAUCGGUGCGGAACCCCCCGGCACCGCGUCCCGCUCCCGGGAGACCCCCGCAGCCCCUCUCUCCCAGCGCACCGCUCACCCCGGGACCCCUCCUGCCCCGGCGCGCUGCCAGCCCCCGGGAGCCCCUCGCCCUGGUCCCGGGACACAGCUGUGUCCCUUGUCCCGUGCCGUGUCCUUCGGGCCGAUGGCGGCAGAGCUGCCGAAGCACGGCAGCCCCGGCCCCGGCUCUAGGUGUGCCUGCCGCCCCCCUGUUGCCCUGCGGUGCGUGGGGCCCGCGGGAGCUGCCGAGGGGCCCCCGUGCCGCAGCCGCACCUGCCAGGCCUGGGGACAGCCCCACCUGGGGGGCACUGCCAGCCCCUGGGACCUUCCUGCCUGCCCAGCCGAGGAUCCAGCGCGCAGGACGUGCCCGCGGGGUGUCCCCUGCCCAGGGCUGGCCUCGGGGAAGCCUCGCUGCCCACCGUGCGGCGCAGCCCCCGUGUCCAGGCGCGGAGCUGCCUGUUCCCCGCCGCCUCCUGCCACCUUUCCGUUCUCGCUGCAGCCGUGGCCAGGAUCCUGGCGCAUGAGGCCGGCGUGACGGACAUGG
Molecule: messenger RNA, 1265 nt
Organism: Camarhynchus parvulus
Lineage: Eukaryota; Metazoa; Chordata; Aves; Passeriformes; Thraupidae
Gene: HDDC3
Product: HD domain containing 3
Exons: 3
Coding region: 438-1256 (272 amino acids)
Molecular function (GO): guanosine-3',5'-bis(diphosphate) 3'-diphosphatase activity
Source: RefSeq, a predicted model, not a curated record